Messenger RNA from Theobroma cacao (cacao), 573 nucleotides. RefSeq names its product plant/protein. The record is from RefSeq and is a predicted model, not a curated record. Lineage: Eukaryota; Viridiplantae; Streptophyta; Magnoliopsida; Malvales; Malvaceae.
AAAGUUUCCAAAAUCCCAUUCUUAUCCAUGUAGAUACCAUUUUAUGAACUUUCCUCAUAUUCCUUACUUGUCAUUUUCCCCUCUUCCCACUCUUUUAUAUACUUACAACACAUUGAAAACGUUGUAUUACACCACAUAUCUUUGGACUCAACGUCCUCAACCUUCUGCCCGGUCGAAAGCUGUAGACAACACACCCAAAAGUCCAUAGAAACAAGAAGAAGAAGGAGGGGGAGGAGGCAGAGGAGGAAGAGGAAAGAAGAGAUGGAGAUGACGGGUUUGCAAAGGUCUACUACGUCGUUUAGGAGGCAAGGGUCGUCGGGGUUAGUAUGGGAUGACAAGUUCUUAUCAGGAGACCUUGACCAAAUGAAGCUUAAUAAUAAUAACAACCAAUCAGAUGGCAUGAUGAGACGUACCCGAUCGGACGGGGGAGGUGGACACAUGUACCGGGUGACGAAGGCGGCGUCGCCGAGCAUAGACCCUCCCUCUCCUAAGGUCUCCGGUUGUGGCUUCUGUGGGGUUUUCGGCAAACCGGACGCAGCCAAGAACAGAAGAUCAAACAAACGUAAGUCGUGA